Neolamprologus brichardi is the source of this 1629-nucleotide messenger RNA. The record is from RefSeq and is a predicted model, not a curated record. Lineage: Eukaryota; Metazoa; Chordata; Actinopteri; Cichliformes; Cichlidae.
CCGCCCAGCUGAGGUCUGAUUGGUCGUUUUCCGACGUCGUUGCUCUUCAUUGGCUCAUGCAGUGCCACUCAGCAUCUCACCACUGCUGUGAGUCUGUGCGGCUCAAAAAGAAAUCAUAUUUUUUGUAGAGCGGGGAGCAGCUCGUCUUUGGCCGGCGGGGUUGCUUAUUUGCGGGGGUGUUUUUAGUUUGUCUUGGCUGCUAGGGGGUGCUUAUGGAUCUUUAUUGCGUAAAGAAGAGGCAGUGAGUCAGUAUUUGCUGCAGAAUGGUAUUACGAAAAAGGCUAAAAUGGUGCCUUUGCAGCAGGGGUAUUAAUUUUGCCGGUGCCUUGUAGCCGUAGUGCAAGUUAGCUUAUGAACAGCAGAACGUUAGCCGACUAGCUAAUGCUAGGUCUUUCGUUUCCUUUGGCUUGUCAGGACAGUUUAUUGUUUUAUCCCUCCCUCUUUAAAGCUGGGCUUUUGCUCUUUACUUUGCUGGCUGUGGUCCAUUUUUCGUUGCUUCCCGCGGUUAAAAAAGACACCGGAAUGAAGCGUGUGAACAGCUUUCAGAGGUUCAUGAACAGACGGGCCUCUGCAAACUGCCGCUACCAGCCUACCUGCUACGAGCAUGCUGCAAACUUUUACACCCAUGCACUCCUCAUCGUGCCAGCCUUCGUGGGGAUGACGCUGCUGCACUGUCUGUCGGACAACCGCUGGGAGAGGAUCACGGCCUGGGUGUACGGCAUGGGCCUGUGUGCCCUCUUCCUCGUCUCCACCGUGUUUCAUAUCAUCACCUGGAAGAAGAGUCACAUGAGGUCAGUGGAGCAUUGCUUUCACAUGUGUGACAGAGUGGUCAUCUAUUUCUUCAUCGCUGCCUCCUACACACCUUGGUUGAACCUGCGUGAGCUGGGCCCCCUCGCAGCACACAUGCGCUGGUUUGUGUGGCUCAUGGCUGCGGCUGGAACCAUUUAUGUCUUCAACUACCAUGAAAAGUAUAAACUCGUUGAGCUGGCCUUCUAUUUGACGAUGGGAUUUUUUCCCGCAUCUGUGGUGACAUCAAUGGUAAUAUAUAUUUUUAUUGAUACAAGCACAUUUAGCUUAAGUCUUAAACCCUCACAUCACUUCUUCAUCUCAGCCGAUAAACCGAACAUGCGGCAGCUGCAGGGUGGAGCUGUUAGCUGUGUGUCUUACUUCCUCUUUAGAGUGUUUGACAAGAGUUCACAGAAAACAAACGAUGCAUUUAAAGUUUUCUUUGUGAUUUAAUGAUUCAUAUAAAACCAUUCAGAGCUGCAAAAAUCGUCGUCUUUGUUUUAAUCUCUGCUUCUACUGGUCUCAGUGGAAAUAGCAGCCACAUAUCUCAGUAAUCCUUUUCUGUGCAUGCUGCAUGUUUUAUUGUUAAUAUUUUUGCAGGAUUUUGUGGUGCUUUGUUGGUUUGUGUGCACUUUCUGAUAUUUCAUUAUGUCCAUUGGCUCCUGUUAUGUCCUGCACACUUUACUCGGGUUCGCUGCUCAGCUGUAGUGAGUCAUUCUUGCAAAGUUAUUUUCAACUUUGUCUUCCGUCUGUGAAAACGACGCCGUCCACGAUGCGCUUACAAAAAACGGUUUACUCAAUCUCAUGUUGAGGGUUCAGCUGCUACAAACCAGCUGCCUGAUU